Molecule: messenger RNA, 858 nt
Organism: Drosophila hydei
Lineage: Eukaryota; Metazoa; Arthropoda; Insecta; Diptera; Drosophilidae
Product: homeobox protein Hox-B7a
Exons: 3
Coding region: 22-858 (278 amino acids)
Biological process (GO): regulation of DNA-templated transcription
Molecular function (GO): DNA-binding transcription factor activity, RNA polymerase II-specific; DNA binding
Source: RefSeq, a predicted model, not a curated record
GUAAGGCUUAAAUCGUCGAAAAUGAAUCGGCAGCAUUUGUACUCCAGAUCGGUAGAAAAUACUAAUUGUGACUUCGAACCAAAUGAUACGUUGUGCAAAUUACAAAAUUUGACUGCCGACUCGGUUAGUUCCAAAGAAAUACCUAACAACCGCAAUUCAGGUCGAUCCCUACCGUUCAGUAUUGAUAAUAUCUUGUGUAGCAACAAUGACGCUCACCUUUAUUGCAUGAAACCAAAUAGUACACCUCUAAAAAAUAUGACACCAGCUGUGAACAAUGCAAAUAUCUCUUCAACCAAAUUUGAAAAGGGUGAACAUUGGAGUAAUUCGCACAAUGCGCUUUCCAGGUCCUUUCCGGUUCUACAAGGAAUGGAUAUAAUUGAAAAAGAUAAUUUGCUCAACCCAUUUAAAACAUCGUUUCAAAUAUCACAAUCAAAUUUGCAAUACCCACUAAAGCUUUCAAUACCUCCAUAUUUGCAUCACUUUAUAAGUGUUCAAGGAAAACGUUUGCGAAAACAAGGCAUUGAUAGAAAGCCGCGACAAGCAUACAGCGCGAAACAGCUCGAUCGUUUAGAAAGUGAGUUCAAGACGGACAAAUACCUUAGCGUUACAAAACGUAUGGAGCUCUCGAAAUCAUUGUCGCUUACUGAAGUUCAAAUUAAAACCUGGUUCCAGAACCGCAGAACGAAAUGGAAGAAACAACUGACAUCUCGUCUGAAAAUAGCUCAAAGACAUGGCUUGUACAAGUGUGACAUGUAUUUUUCAGCGAUAUCAACGCCAGCUACCAAUUCAUCAGCCUGUUCAAGCUUUCAUCCCUCGUUCUAUGCUGAUCCCCAACUAUGCUUUCUAAAACCAUUUUAA